AACAGCGGUUGACAGGCAUUUAAAAUAAAUCCUCAUAACAGCCAUCAGUUGUUCUUCAUUAAUAGGAAGGAGAUUUCCUCCAGAUCCAAUAUUGCCAAAAUAUUUAGUGAUAUAAAGUCUCUAGUCACUGCACAUUAUUUUUUGGUAACACAGAGAAUAAUAGUGAAAGUAAAGAAUUAUUAUAGUGGUCAUGAAAAAGCUGAAACACGUCCAAGCACAUGAAGAACAAGCAUGAAAAAGCCUUCUUUUACCUAGGCACUUUUGAUUUUUGUGGAUAAACAAACAGUUCACAGAACACCCAAGACAAAUAACUAUCAGAAUGAGUUGUGCACGUUUACUUAUCUCCUUUGAAGCAGUCUUUUCAGAAAAGGUUCAAUCUUAUUUAUAUAAAUUUCAAAAAUUGAUUUACAGUUGUCUAGAUGCCAGAUGCCUUUUAACUCCAGAUGCUUAAGUGUUUUAGAGGUUCCUUUCUCGGCCCUGGCUACAAGAGAAGCUUGCUGCCCUGUCUAGAACCAUGCAUUUUAAUAUGCUACUUGAUGGGAAGCUGAAAGGUGGUCACAAAGGUAAAAAGAUGUGCAUAUGCAAUUCUAUGCUGAUGUGGGUACAAUGGACACAGGAAAAUAUAUUUACAAGUUUCCUUAUUGUUUUUAUAAGAUGUAUACAUCUGUAUGCCUGAAGAACAGCUUUCCAGUUGCUCAGAGACUUCUAUAAGGCUGUUGCACUAAAUGAUGUUAAUAUUAACAGCAUUAUGAACAAUAUACACUCUUAUGAUAUUGUUUGGAGAAAUGCAGAUAAAGCUUUCCUACAGAAAGCAGUAAAAUCCUACAGUCUGGGCUAUGUUAUACCUGAAAAUACAGGGACAACCUGAUCUGAGCAGCAGAAAACUGAACAUUUUAAAAUUAUGAAAAGAUAUUCUAGCACUGUUGCUUAAAAAAGCUCAAGAUAGGAAGCCUAAAUUAACAUUAACCUUUACUACAGAAGCAGAGAUUAAAUGAAGGUAAAACAGAACACAACUUGAGUGACUUUUUAAAUAGGAACAUUUAAAUGGACUCAGAGGUUAAGCUAAAAUAGCCCACCAAAAUUCCACUUGGUACUGUUUACUUAGGCAAUCUUAUGUACUAUAUUAUGAUGCAUUAACAAGGCUAAAAAAAUAUAGUUAGGGAGAAGUUAACGAACUCAAAUUACAAAAGCCAACUAUUUUAUUGAAUAUGCACGCUUUGCAAUAAAUUUGAGUCAGCACCAAUGACAGCUCUGCAGUCCUCCAAUGUAGUACAGAUCAGGUGGUUGCAGAGCCCCAGCUAGCAGCAAUACGAUGCAGCUGAAGAGGCAAGCACAAUCCACAGACAGCAACUGUAGCUACUCUCUAGAACAAGACGACCUCUAAGCUUAAAUCUUUCACAGAAAUGAUGUGCUGAUAUUGCAGAAGAGAUUACGGGAGCAAUGGAACACCAGAUAUUGAAAGCAUCUACCUGUCUGCUGGUCCUUCUGUUAUUCAUACCCACUGUUUUGGUUAUCUGUCCUUCUAACUGUACAUGCUCAGGAAACAACAGGAAUGUGGACUGUUCAGGCAGAAACUUAACUGUACUGCCACAUGGACUUCAAGACAACAUUACAUAUUUAAAUCUAUCCUUUAACCAGUUCGUAGAUCUUGAUCAUCAGCUGACCAGAUUCACCAACUUGAGGACCCUUGAUAUUUCAAAUAAUUGGCUCAAGAAUAUUCCUGCUCAUCUGCCCAAGUCCUUGUGGGAAUUAUAUGCCAUAAAUAACAACAUUAAAGUUCUUCAGAAACUUGACACAGCUUACCAGUGGAAUCUUAAAGUGCUUGAUGUUUCUAGGAACAUGGUGGAAAGAGCUGUUCUCAUCAACAACACACUGAGCAGUCUCAAGUUUCUCAACCUCAGCAGCAACAAACUUUGGACAGUUCCAACCAAUAUGCCCUACAACAUAGAGACAGUGGAUCUAUCCAAUAAUUUCUUGUCCCAGAUACUUCCAGGAACACUGGUGAGAUUACAGCACCUUACAAGCCUCUACCUACACAACAACAAGUUCACAUACAUUCCCGACAAAGCGUUUGACCAGCUCUUUCAGCUGCAAGUUGUAACACUAUAUAACAACCCCUGGUCCUGCAGUGAUAAACAAAACAUCCCAUAUUUACUUAAAUGGGUGCAGGGAACCACCGCCAGCGUCAUAGGGGCUCCCUGUGCUAACGAAUCUGUGCUUUGGGUGAACGCCACGCCAUCCGCAGCUGCUCCCACAGUUCCAGCCACUAACCUCAUGAUUAAAGGAAUAAAGGCAGCAGACAAAGCUGCUUCCCCAGUGGCAACUGAACCAGCCCAAAUGACAAAAAUGUAUAAACAAUUUAAAGCUAAGGAAGUUACUACCUUGGCUACCUUAGGCCAAACUGUACUGUUUACAAGCACAGACCGGCCACUGCUCCUCUAUCCAGAAGACCUGACAACGAGGAAGGUCAGCGCUUACGAAGCAGCAGACACACACACAAUCUACAUUAAAGAUUCAACUGACGCGAACUCAAGCCUGGCCCAUCCAACGGGAUCAUCCACCACCCCCAUGACUCUAAGUAUCACCAGCGGAAUGCCAACAAACUACUCGAAAAUGCCUCAAAGCACAACUGCUACCUUAAGGAGAGAGGAAUCCACCACAACUAUUUUAAACACUGAUGUGCCCUCCAAAGCAAGUAUCUGUGAGGUGUAUUUGUUUUAUGCUGUAAUGCUUAAUGCAGUGGCUAUGUUUAUUGGCUAGGGGCUUGUAUUCUUGUGAGAAGUAUUGAGCUUAUUCCUGUGAUACAUAGCUGGAGGUAAGACAUCCAGGUCAAAUAAUUAAUCAAAAUACAAAAAAUUUGAAGUUCUGACUGAUCUAAAGAAGAUAACAGUUCUUAAAAGAAGCGCACACUAAUGUCUGGAUACUAAGCUGCUACUUAUUUUAAAGUCUAAAUUGAGUAAAACUAACCUAUGGUUUUGUUUUUAAAAAUGUGCUUAUUUUGUAUUUAAAUUUUUAAUUUUAAUUGCACAGAAUAAAACAUCAGAAUUUUAAGUACUGAUUUUAUGUAUGAUUUUGUCAUAAACUACUGGAAAAAAUAGAAGUCUUGUAUCAUAUCUGCAUUGUCUUGCUUGACUUGCCGAUGAGCAAUCCUUGUAAUAUAGCAGCACAGAUUCUCUGUUAUGAUGACAUGCAUAAGGAAGGGAAAAAUAAAGAAACUAAACCUAGCUGUUUCACUAAUCAGAAGUUAUUCCUGAGAAAAAUUGCUAGCAUGUAUAUCUAUGUUUGCUUCAUAUGUAUUAGGAUAUUUUAAAUAUGAAGAACAACAGUCUUGAAUUUAGGAAUUAAAUAUGACAAUGCCAUGAUGUCUAUCUCAGAGAGGGUAAACUGAGAAGCAAAUGUGGUCCAACUUCAGCAUGGGAAAAAUGGUAGGGGCUGAUACCUCUUUUUGCUCUGUCUUGACUUACAGGCUGCAGGCAAGUUAUUUCUCGCUCUCCAUACUUAAAAAAAAA
Anas platyrhynchos (mallard) is the source of this 3509-nucleotide messenger RNA. RefSeq names its product oligodendrocyte myelin glycoprotein (gene OMG). NCBI's taxonomy places the organism in Eukaryota, Metazoa, Chordata, Aves, Anseriformes, Anatidae. Gene Ontology annotation, molecular function: protein binding. The record is from RefSeq and is a predicted model, not a curated record. Gene Ontology annotation, biological process: neuron projection regeneration.